AUGGACAACGAUCGACCCAAUGCAGCUCGAAAGCUGCCGCAGACGUCGGCAAACUUCUUUGUGGGCACCAACUCCAGGGUGCCACGCAUGACCUUGGCGCAGUCUUCGCAUAUCAUCCCCAUACCGACGGCAUUGUCACCAACAUCCCGACAAACUUCCAACGUAGUCCUCAACAGACUCCAAGGCUCCCCCUUUCUCAGCUCUCCAACAUCGGCAAAGAGUAUAACCUUUCCGCGAAGCGCCUUCAGCGAAGGUGGCAAGGCGGCAAAAGCCGCCCAAUUCUUUUCCUCUCUCACCGAUAUAGCCGAAUCGGCAUCCCACGAUCUAGCACGGACCUCACAGGGCCCAUCACAACCAGAUCGAGGAAUCGUACGCCCAUGGAUCGCGGACAAGGGUCCGAGCCCAGUGCCGAUCAGGGCAAGAGUAUCGUCCGAUGUGCUUCCCGCGGCUGGCUCAGUAGACCACCGUCGAUUCGAGCCGAAUGCGAAGCGAUCGUUGGGGUCCACAUCAGCUCCAGAGACGCCUUCGCAGCCUUUCAUUCCUGAACGCCAGCGCGCGAUAUCGCAGCCACAUGUACCCAAGCCCGGUCCCUUCUUGGCGUCUAGUACCCUCCCUCGAGUGACAGCCGAGAAGGCAAUAGACGGUGUUGUCCAGCUUCCACUAGGCGGGCCUCGGGCUUCGCCGACGUCAUUGACAUCCGAUUGGUCUGGCUACUUCGGGACUGGAAGGGCCCAAAUUGCCUCGAAAGCACCGCCAUUGCAAGAGAGGGACUAUGACGUGGCUUCAAUAGGUGCAGAGAGUAGACCGACGCUGGCUCCCGAAUCUGCGUUCUCCGACGCAACUGCACCUUCUGUUUCGCCCGACGUCCAAACCUUUGCAGUGCAACAGGCAGGGCUCGACUUGCACCAGCAGGGCAACACGGUCAUCGAUAAACGUAUUCCGUCACCAGACGAUCCAUCUUCUUCCUCGUUGCCGAGCGCUACUAUGCCUCUGCGGGGCAGCACCUCUCCAAUACAUCUUCCACCCUCGACACCACCUGCUCGCACUCCAACGCCUCUCGGUGCUGCUCACGGAAUUGACGGGCCCAUCGACAGUGUUCUCAAGGCAUGGACCGACACCUUGGUCCUGGCAGACAAGCCUUUGGAGGAAAGUUUGCCGACCUCGUCAAGUGCAGCAUUCGCUGGAGACACGAGCUCCGCAAGCAUUCAAAGACUGCCUGAGGAAGUGGGAGACGAGCACGACAUCGAUCCAGAACAGACCCGCGAGAAUGAAUCGAGGGAGGAAGGCGAAGCGUCAGGGUUCAUGGGGAUGGCUGCGUCCGGCGAUAUGGAUCGCAUUCAACCUUCAUCACACGACCAGGAAGCCGAAAUAGGCCCAGAGGCUGUCUCUGAGGAGUCCCAAUCUCAUGAUCUGGAAGAUGGAGCCGAGGUCGCCCUCGGCGUCAGCGGUACCAGCAAUUCUGCCAGAGCUCAGCUCGACUGGCCGCUUCCAGACUCCGGAGAGCUGCGUCGUGAUACGGCUUCCGGGUUACCAUUCCUGACAGAAGAUGCCGUUCUCUACGAUCUGAUCGAUGAGAUCGCGAAGCCCGAAGCCGGUCUUGAGCGCACCAUACCGCACAACUCUCGGCUAGAUCGAACCGCGAGUUGGAUUCAAUCCACUUCCACCUUCGCCGAGGAGGACGCAGGGGCAGCAACUCUACCAGGCGGAGAUCAUGAUCAUCUUGACAACCUCUCCGUGGCAUACGGCAUCACGUCGGAAUCCGCAGACUUGAACGAACGGUCUGAUACGCCUCCAGUGAUCUUGCCCACCUCGCCCUCAUCCGCAGUCCACGACCAAACUUACGUGCAUCUCAAAGACGCCGUUCUUUCCACACCUGAAGUACAGCCGAGACGAUCUUCCGGACUCGCACAACCACUCGACUUGCCUGUCACUACCGCAGUGGAUGCCAAACAAGAUCGCGACAAUCGGGUCGAUGGACGCUCGUCUCGCCCUCCUUCGAGGCCGCACGGCUCAAAGAUCGGCAGAUCAUACUCGCAACGUGAACGAUCAAACACCGUCGCCGGACAGCGGGCCAGACAUAUUCCCGGUCGCCUCAAAAUACCGGGCUUGAAGUCAGAGACUGUUAAGCGACAACAUCGUCAAAGUCUCGAAUUGCUCCAUCAGCGCAGAGCUCGCCAUGCGAAUGCUAAUGAAGUCAUCUCACCCGAAUAUGCGACGGUGCGUUCUCCUCGCGAGGCUACGACCGAGCGCUCGAGCAACUUCAACGAUAUGCUAGGCUUGUGGGCAAAGAGCCUCGGGACUGGACCGGAGGGAAGUGCAGCUCAAGCUCCAAGUCCUCAAAGGCAACGUGUCGGACAGGCAAUCAGAGACUGGGACGAGGUCGGGUCUGACGAGGACGCAGAGACUGCUUCGGUGACAGUCGGCAAGCGCAUGGUGCUCAGACGCUUGUCCGACCUUGCCAUACACCCCACUCCGCAUCGCCAGGCUCGGCCACUACCAGGCAAGCUGCCUCGAGGAUCAUAUAAUUCGGACGAACAACAAGAACCGAAAGGUCUCAUUCGACCGUUGCGCCGAUUCCGGCCAGAACAGACAAGUGACACUGAUGGCCAGUCAACCAGACCGUUGCAUCGUCAGGGUAAGCCGCAUGAGCCGAAGAAGUCGGCGCACCACAACCAACCCGACCUGUUCCCUUCUGACAGCACCAACACUGUCGAGCGGGAGCCAGUCCGUCUGCCUCCUCGUGCGAUGGUGCUUGAGGAUCACAUAGCAUCGAUCAAGAACGGUCGUCCAGUCAAGGUAUCCGCUGUGAGUCAACCUCAGAAGUGGUCGACGUCAAGGACGAACGCGACAUCGGAACAGGAGCCCCGACCCAUCGCUGCAAAUCACCGCAACCUCUCAGCGGAUUCGCUUUCGACAAGCGUCGGCGCCGGAUCACUCAAGCCGUUGAGGCUGCAGAGCACUCGAAGCUCUCCCGGCACCUCGCGAGGUCCAGACACCAGCGCGACGACAACUUCUCCAUUCACCGUUGCCUCCGAAGCUUGGACUCCCAACACGAGCCAGCCUGCCAUCUCGGCCGAGGCGAACGCGACCAGGAUUGACACAACUGCUGGCUCAAGGCUGCGAUCGCCCGUACCAGACCUUUUUGACAUCCAGUCGUCUGCUGGAGCGAUCGGAAACCAUACAGUCGAGAGGGCGACACCUAGACUCUCGUCACGUCCAUCAACGCGCGAUCAGCAUCGAUCUUCCAGCCGUGCCAACUCGCACUCGCUCGACGAGAUUGCUGCUACCGAGCGUUCGCCAUCUCGCAAUUUGCCGGCAUCUCAAGCGCGACCUGGUGUCUAUCUGUCCCCAUACACUCGUAGCUUAGGGUCUCAUCCCCCUUCGAGCCCAAGAAGCUCGCAGAACGGAGCUCAUCGCGAGUCGGUCACGCCAGCUCACAGCGCCGACAUGCCAAUGCCCGGUUUCGAGAUCAGCUUCUCACUUCAAGAGCCCAAGAUGGCACCGCACGUUCAGGCAGGCACGCUGCUCGAGCUCGGUUUCCGGGUUCACAUCAAGCCGACUGGCGGUAAUCACUCGGAACGGCCGUGGAGGUUGGUCCCUCCUUCGCCGUCACGAGCUGAUCCGAUUCAGCGUCGCACUCCACAUGUGAACCCGGAACAGUUCGAAUACAGCCACCUGACCACCACCCAGCUGGCCAAAGUGCAAGCUGAAGCGCAGGAACAUCUGUUGCGCAACAUCGAUCUGUCUGAGCCCCGCGGGCAACGCAGCGCCCGGGGCUCCUCUCCGCUCUCGACGCCGUCCAAGGAACGUCUCGAGCCGCGUCGCUCUCCAUCUCUCGCAACGGAGACGCUGGACGCACCUUCACCGUCCCGCUCCACCCGGGGCCCAUAUCGCGAGAUGCUCCUACCCAAAUCCCGCCAACCCUCCAUUUCGCGCUCUACCACCGAAUCAAGCAUUCUCACACCGGCAGAACUCGCCUCGCCCCUACCCAAAAGAUCGUCCGGUACCGCCUCCCCACUGCCCUACAUCAAACGCGCCCCGCCCAGAAAGGGGACCGUUUCAACCGUCAUUUCGCAUCCAUAG
Molecule: messenger RNA, 4083 nt
Organism: Kalmanozyma brasiliensis GHG001
Lineage: Eukaryota; Fungi; Basidiomycota; Ustilaginomycetes; Ustilaginales
Exons: 1
Coding region: 1-4083 (1360 amino acids)
Source: RefSeq, a predicted model, not a curated record